AAGUGGGCGCGAGUGAGUCAUCAGCGCUAUGAAAGGGGAGCGGACUCGGAGCGAGGGCAGGGAAGUGCGAGUUUGAGCUGAGAACAUUCAGACCCCACACAGCAGGAGCCAUGCCUGGUGCUUCCAUUGCCUGCUUCCUGUGCCUGCUCGCUGUCUCCUCAGCUUGCUACAUCUCAAACUGUCCCAUUGGGGGAAAGAGGGCAGUGAUCGACUCAGCCAGCAGAAAAUGCAUGGCGUGUGGUCCUGGGCACAGGGGCCGCUGCUUUGGCUCCAGUAUUUGCUGCGGGGAGGAGCUGGGUUGUUACGUUGGUACCCUGGAGACGGAGCGCUGUCUGGAGGAGAAUUCCCUGCCGUCUCCGUGUGAGGCUGGAGGGAGAGUGUGCGGGGCCGAGGAGGGGGGGCGCUGCGCUGCACCCGGGAUCUGCUGUGAUGAAAAGGGCUGUCGAGUGGACUGGGCUUGUUCUGAAGGAGACGCGUUCAGCAGCAGCAGCAGCCGUUCAGAGGGAGAGGCGGGGGCGCAGACCCCAAGAGAGUUCCUCCUCAGACUGCUGCACCUGGUGAGCCGACAGCCGCAGAGGAAAGUGCCUCAGUGAGCGACGCUGUGGGAGUGAUUGCAGCCCCAGCUCCCUCCCAGACACUGGGAAUGAACCGCUGACACCCAGCAAGAGCGCUUCUUCAGGGGCCCUUUUUGAAAAAAAUAGAAAAAACAAAUAUAACUUAUAUAAAAAAAAAUAAUUGUUCCUGUAGCCA
Molecule: messenger RNA, 750 nt
Organism: Acipenser ruthenus (sterlet)
Lineage: Eukaryota; Metazoa; Chordata; Actinopteri; Acipenseriformes; Acipenseridae
Product: oxytocin-neurophysin 1-like
Exons: 3
Coding region: 111-593 (160 amino acids)
Cellular component (GO): extracellular region; secretory granule
Molecular function (GO): neurohypophyseal hormone activity
Source: RefSeq, a predicted model, not a curated record